This is a messenger RNA of Alosa alosa (allis shad), 5905 nucleotides long. It is a transcript of the gene dgkzb, whose product is annotated as diacylglycerol kinase, zeta b. The record is from RefSeq and is a predicted model, not a curated record. Gene Ontology annotation, biological process: lipid phosphorylation; intracellular signal transduction; regulation of synaptic transmission, glutamatergic. Gene Ontology annotation, cellular component: nucleus. NCBI's taxonomy places the organism in Eukaryota, Metazoa, Chordata, Actinopteri, Clupeiformes, Clupeidae. Gene Ontology annotation, molecular function: ATP-dependent diacylglycerol kinase activity; protein binding.
AGGAAGUAGAAGGGGGGGCCACCCCUAAUGCCCUGCAGGAUGGUGCGGAGUCCGGCACCUCAGACUCGGCCUCCUCGUCCUGCUCGGACCUCUCUGUGGCGGUGACGGCAGCAACCAGCGGCACCAGCGAUGCCAACGACGCCAGUGCUGCCCAUGCCAGCCGGGGAUUCACCGGCCUGCGCCUGUUCGGAAGGAGAUUGUUGUGAGGUGUUGCCACAGUGUGCCGCGAGCCAGUCGUGUCCCACCAGCAUGGACACCUUUUUCAGACGCCAUUUUAAGAGGAAGCCGGGUGGUGAACCCGAGGAGGAGGAGUUUAACAGGCUCAGACGGCCCAGCGUCGCCGUGGCGACCAGCCGUGCCCGCCGGCGGUCCAGCGUGGGCCUGCCCUCGUCCGCCCUCACACAGAGACGUCGCUCUAGCGUUCAGCUGCAGGGGGCCCUCAUCACCUCCAGGGGGCACUGUCCCGCGCCCACGCGCACCAUCAGGGCAGGCAGCGGCCGCCGGCGCUCCAGCACCACCACCCCUAGUGCCAACCCCCGCUUCACUGUGCGCCGCAGGCUAGCCGGCCGCAUGCGCACCAUCCAUACACACCUGCUGGGGCCAUCCAUGCUGCUGGCCAGCGUCAUCCAGAUGAGCGAGGAGGAUGAGGGUGCGCAGCCACCCGUGGCCGAGCAGCAGGUGGAGCUGAAGGCCGAUGGUCCACAGGGCGGCAGCGACAGUGACCUCACAGGUUCCACCAGCCAAUCAGAGGACAGCGCCGGCUCGGACGUGGAGGUGUCGGACCGGGAGUUUGAGGACACAUCGGUGUGGAGACGGAGGGAGAGCCAGCCACUGGCCACACUAAUGGAGUGUGUGUCCACCCGACCGCUAAUUCGCGCCCCACGCUGCCUGCGACGCAACUCCUCGCUUAUUGUGACCGCAAGUGGUGUCAGUAAUGGACAUGGUUACCGUGGCAGCCAGCACAGACAGCGCCGUGUCUCUACCAUCUCUAAGGCAGGAAGCCCGUGGCCUGGGAGGGGCCUGCCGUUGCCGAGUCGUCGCAACUCAGCAUGCCGGCGGAUCUCUGGGUGCCAUGGCAACAUUAGCCCCCUGCUGGGCGCUUACUACGACCCACGUCUGGAGUCCUGGAGGGGGUUUCUCUCGAAAGCCAUCGGCAAGUCUGUCCAGCCAUCGGCCCAGUCCAGCGCCACUCUGCCAGCCAAGGGCAACAGCCCUCAGGAGAUCUGCAGCACCGUCGACUGGACCGAAAGUGCCACCUACGGCCAGCAUGUCUGGUUUGAGAGCAGCGUUACGGGGGACUUCUGCUACGUGGGAGAGCAGUACUGCUUCGCCAAGUCCUUGCAAAAAUCCAUGACUCGCUACAAAUGUGCUGCCUGCAAAAUCGCUGUUCAUACCGACUGCAUGGAGCAGCUAGAGAAGAUCAACUUCAGGUGUAAACCAUCUUUCAGGGAUCCAGCAACUAGAAAUAUCCGAGAGCCAAGUGUGGUGCGUCAUCACUGGGUGCACCGGAGGCGUCAAGAUGGAAAAUGUAGGCAGUGUGGCCGGGGUUUUCAACAGAAGUUUGCAUUUCACAGUAAAGACAUUGUUGCCAUCAGUUGCUCUUGGUGCAAACAGGCAUACCAUAAUAAAGUCAGCUGUUUCAUGCUGCAGCAGAUUGAGGAGCCAUGCUCCUUGGGGGCUCACGCCUCUGUGAUUGUGCCCCCGACCUGGAUCAUCCGUGUCCGCAAGGCUUCCAUAAAGUCCAGCAAGAAGAAGAAGAGGUCAGUGAAACCCAAGGCUGUUAAGAAGGGAGUUGAGGAAGGGAAAUGGAAACACUUCUUCAUCAAGCCCAUCCCCUCCCAACAUAUGAAGCCUCUGCUUGUGUUCAUCAACCCAAAGAGUGGAGGAAAUCAGGGAACCAAAAUCAUUCGAUCUUUCAUGUGGUACUUGAACCCUCGUCAAGUGUUUGACCUCAGUCUGGGGGGACCAAAGGAUGGGUUGGAGAUAUACCGCAAAGUGCCCAACUUGCGAAUUCUGGCUUGUGGAGGAGAUGGAACUGUGGGAUGGAUCCUGUCGGUUCUGGACCAGCUGCAGAUCAGCCCUCCUGUAGCUGUCCUGCCCCUCGGAACCGGCAACGAUCUGGCAAGAACUCUCAACUGGGGAGGGGGUUACACGGAUGAGCCGGUGUCAAAGAUCCUGUCCCAUGUGGAGGACGGUAACAUCGUCCAGCUGGAUCGCUGGAACCUGGAGGUGGAGCCGAACCCGGAUAUCAGUAAGGAAGAGAAGGACGAGCACCAGACAGACAAGCUCCCUAUUGACGUCUUCAACAACUACUUCAGCCUGGGCUUUGAUGCUCACGUCACCUUGGAGUUCCAUGAGUCCCGAGAGGCCAACCCGGAGAAAUUUAACAGCCGUUUUCGGAACAAGAUGUUCUAUGCAGGAACUGCCUUCUCAGACUUCCUGAUGCGCAGCUCUAAAGAUCUCGCAAAGUACAUCAGUGUGGUGUGUGAUGGUACAGAUCUCACCAGUAAAGUCCAGGACCUCAAACUUCAAUGUCUCUUGUUCCUCAACAUUCCCAGGUACUGUGCGGGCACCAUGCCUUGGGGACACCCUGGUGAGCACCACGACUUUGAGCCGCAGCGCCACGACGAUGGCUUCAUUGAAGUCAUCGGCUUCACCAUGACCUCUCUGGCGACACUGCAGGUCGGAGGCCACGGCGAGAGGCUGUGCCAGUGCCGUGACGCUGUGCUCACCACGUCCAAGCCCAUCCCCAUGCAGGUGGACGGGGAGCCCUGCAAGCUGCAACCCUCCGUCAUCCACAUCAGCCUGAGGAACCAGGCCAACAUGGUGCAGAAGACCAAGAGGAGGAUCUCGCUUCCCCAGCUCAAUGAUCAGCAGCCUAUUCCUGAGACACUUCAGAUCCAAGUGAGCCGCAUCAGUAUGCACGACUACGAGGCUCUGCACUACGACAAAGACAAGCUGAAGGAGGCCUCCAUUCCUCUGGGGAUCAUUACUGUCCCGGGAGACAGUGAUCUGGAGGUGUGUCGCUCUCACAUCGAGAGUCUCCAGGAGGGGGUCGACAGCAUGAGGUCAGAUGCCGUGGUUUCCCAGAAGCUGUCUCCAAAAUGGUGCUUCCUAGACUCUACAACAGCUGACAGAUUCUACCGGAUAGAUCGUGCCCAGGAACAUCUGAACUACAUCACCGAGAUAUCGCAGGAUGAGCUCUUCAUCCUUGACCCAGAGCUGGUCACCAAGGAGACCGUAGGCACCUCCCCCGGCAUGCCUAAUUUGGUGGACUCCUGUGGGGAGAGUUCCAGCCGGGCAGAUCAGUUCUCCUUCCCCCCCUCUUCUGCUUCGUCCUGCUCCGGCUCCUCACUGGGCCAAAGAUCUUUGGCCCCUGCGGCGCUCAGUCAGCGAAAGCGCACGUCCAGCGAGAGCUCUGCGUCUGAGGUUCUGACCCACAGCAUCUCCUCAGGCUCCAAGGUCGGCCUGUGCAGGAGGGGAGCUAAAAUAGUCAAUGUCCAUCGAUCUAACACCACAGAGGUUAAUUUCAGGCCUAUGGAAAGUGCUGAUGGUGACAGCACUGAAAAAGAAGUGCUGAAGUUGCUCAUUCAAUGUAUCAGAGAGAAUGACAUUGAAAAGCUCAAGGAGCUUCACACACACGGUGCAGACCUGGGGGAGCAGGACACCUGUGGCCGCACCCUCCUGCACCACGCCGUAACCACCGGCAACAAGGACAUUGUCAAGUUCAUCACAGACAAUGCCCCCACAAGCAUUCUGGACGUCACGGAGAAGGACACGGGUCAGACGGCUCUCCACCGAGCUGCAGCUCUGGCCCACAGGACCAUCUGCCACUACCUGCUGGAGGCUGGAGCCUCACUCACCAAAACCGACUUACAGGGUGAGACCCCCAGAGAGAAGACUGGGGACCAGGAGCUGGCAGACUACCUAGAGCAGCUGGAGCACCAGCACAUACUGCAGAAGGAGGACCAGGAGACGGCCGUGUGAACCUCCUCCUGCUGCCGCGUCUCCCCACAGGAACUUCCCCAUGCGACGGAGACGCAUCCCCAGGCCGGAGGCCUUCUCUGGAAGAGUCCCUCCUGGUCCUGCUGGGCUUCAUGAGUCCGACUCCGGCCUGGUGGUAGAGACUAGUCCAGUCGGAGACCACUGAGGUCAUCCCAGAGUUCAAUCUGUAGUUACACUCUUUCGUUGGCGUUGGGGACAUCUCAACUUUUUCUUUCUGUCAUAGUUUUCUCAGCUUGAUGCUUGUGAUUGAUGUGUGGUACCGUGGUUCCAGAGGGUUCUAGAGGCAUCCCAUUGGAACUUUCACUGAGAGCUUCCUGCUGCUUCCAUGGCAACGCCAGUGUGCUCUGACUGAAAACUGCUUUGUUUCUGCUGCACAUCCUGCUUUUUAUCUCAUGGUCUCUAUUUAGCAUAUUAUUCUCUGAAUAUUUUAUAUAGAUGUUUACUUCAAAAGGCUUUUCAAAUAGUCACAUUUAUGCCAGAUGUUUCAGAAAAUGUCACGUUAGAAAUAAAACAUUUGUUUCGAAAAUAUCAGUAUGGGUUAUAAAUGUGUAUUGCUCUGGUAAAUACAACUUUAGUAAAAUAUAAGUCAAAAACAGGUCUUCCCUCAGUGAUAUUUCUCUCAGAGGAGUGACCAUAUCAUUCUUGAAUCUUCACUUUAUUUGCUGUUAGUAACUAAGGCCAUCAGUAUUAUGCUAGUGAGAGAGAGAGAGAGAGAGAGAGAGAGAGAGAGAGAGAGAGAGAGUGAGGUGCACCUGACAGUCUGAUGUACUCCUAACCGGGGCAGUCUCUCGCCAAUGCUUGUGUGUGACACAUUAUGUGCCAAACUGGACUGCGUGCUUCUUAGUGGAGUCCACCUGCAUGGGGCUGUGAGUGGGAUGGCCUCCAGUGAAGCUUCAUGGCUGCAGGCAGGAGAGGGUAGCGCUGGCAGGAGAGGGUAGUGCUGGCAGGAGAGGGUAGGAGAGGGUAGCGUGGGCAGGAGAGGGUAGCAUGGGCAGGAGAGGGUAGCGUGGGCAGGAGAGGGUAGCGUGGGGGCAGGAGAGACGGUAGCGUGGGCAGGAGAGGGUAGCGUGGGCAGGAGAGAGGGUAGCGUGGACAGGAAAGAGGGUAGCGUGGGCAAGAGAGGGUAGGAGAGGGUAGCAUGGGCAAGAGAGGGUAGGAGAGGGUAGCGCUGGCAGGAGAGGGUAGGAGAGGGUAGCGUGGGCAGAAGAGGGUAGCGUGGGCAAGAGAGGGUAGCAUGGGCAGGAGAGAGGGUAGCAUGGGCAGGAGAGGGCAGGAAAGAGGGUAGCAUGGGAAGGAGAGGGCAGUGUGCACGGGGGCGUCAGCCAGCUGCAGACCUUCUCUCUUGGCUCUGAUCCACUUAGGCAGCGGACGGGAUGGCCGUCACAUUCGCACGCCGUAAUGGCCUUCACAUUCCCAUGCCGUAAUGUUCUCUUUCAUGACACUAUAGUGGGUGUUAGCUUAUUGUGAUUGGCUGUUUGUUGACUAUUUUUUCUAGCACAUAUCCAAUGUUUUUGGGGAAAAAUAAAAAAAAUAAUACAUUUGUGUAAAAUAUACUGUAUGUACUUUUCAUUUUCUAGUGUUAUUUAAUGCUAUUUUUCAGGCACUUGCUUUUUUCCAGAAAGCUUUAAAAUAUUGCCAGUAAGUGUUUUGUCAAUGCUCUUUUAUGAGUUGCUGUGCAAUUCAGAAUUAGAAAGUAUAUUUGUAUCAAGCAUUUUAAAAGAUGUGUGAAGAACUCCAUAUGACGUCUUUGCAUCAGGUUGUGUUUUAAAACUCAGAAUACGUAUGUAAACUAUUUAUAGUAGUGCAGUCAGAUGUAUAGACUUUGUUCUUUUUUGUGGGUGGGGGAGCUGGUUUAUUAUUGUCAAUUUGAAACAAUAAACAUUUUGCUGUCUACUUGGAA